AAAUGAAGCUACGAGCGCUCUACCAGUCACAGAGGGCGGUGCCCUUCCUUUGCCCUGACUGUUGCAAAAACAUCCGCGCUUGGCGGCAGCCGCCUGCCACCGGCGAAUGGGGGGCGAUGCAAGAUGGCGGCGGUACCUGAGGAGCCGGCGGAGGUUGCCGCGGUGAAGCCGGACCCGGAGGCGGGGACGCCGCCACAGCCCCCCGCCGCUCCCCCCGCCACCGCCGCCCCCCCCGCUCCGUCGGCCGCGGCGGCGGAGGGGGAGACGGCGGGGAGCGCCGGGGACGCAUCGUCCGGUAAGCCCUCGGCACCGGGCCCGGCCGCCUCUUCGGCGGCGCUGGACCGGCAGACGCUGGUGGCCGUGCUGCAGUUCCUGCGUCGCAGCAACCUCCGCGAGUCCGAAGAGAUCCUGCGUCGCGAAGCUCGACUGCUCGGCGAGGACCUCGGAGCCGCCGCCCUCAGCCCCGCCGGUGCCGGGCUCCCGGGAGCCCCGGGGGGCGAAGGGGAUGCCAGCAGCAGCGAGGCGCUGCUCAGCCGGGUCGCCGCCGCCGCCACCAUCGCGAUAGGAGGCAGCGUCGCCCCCGUCGCCUCUUCUAGCCCGGGGGUGGCGGCAGCGGCCGCAGUGCCACCGGGGAAAGUUGGAGGAGGUGUUGUUGUGGAGGAUCAGCCAGAUGUGAGUGCAGUGUUGUCUGCCUACAAUCAGCAGGGGGACCCUACGCUGUAUGAGGAGUAUUACAGCGGUUUAAAAAACUUCAUUGAGUGUUCCCUGGACUGUCAUCGGGCUGAACUGUCUCAGCUGUUUUAUCCUCUCUUUGUGCACAUGUACUUGGAGUUGGUCUACAACCAACAUGAGAGUGAAGCUAAGUCUUUUUUUGAAAGAUUUCAUGGGGAUCAGGAAUGUUAUUACCAAGAUGACCUCCGUGUGUUAUCUAGCUUAACCAAAAAGGAACAUAUGAAAGGCAAUGAAACCAUGCUGGAUUUCCGAACAAGCAAGUUUGUUCUGCGUAUUUCCCGUGACUCUUACCAACUCUUGAAGAGGCAUCUUCAGGAAAAGCAGAACAACCAGAUCUGGAACAUCGUUCAGGAACAUCUCUACAUUGAUAUUUUUGAUGGAAUGCCUCGUAGUAAACAACAGAUAGAUGCUAUGGUUGGGAGCUUGGCUGGGGAGGCAAAACGAGAGGCAAAUAAAGCGAAGGUUUUCUUUGGCUUAUUGAAAGAACCAGAGUUUGAUGUGCCUUUGGAUGAUGAAGAUGAAGAGGGAGAAAAUGAGGAAGGAAAACCAAAGAAGAAAAAACCUAAAAGAGACAGUGUGGGGUCAAAAAGUAAAAAACAAGACCCUAAUGCUCCUCCUCAAAACAGAAUUCCUCUUCCUGAACUGAAAGACUCAGAUAAACUGGAUAAAGUGAUGAACAUGAAGGAAGCUGCCAGACGUGUGCGUCUUGGGCCAGAGUGCCUGCCUUCCAUCUGUUUCUAUACGUUCCUUAAUGCUUAUCAGGGUUUAACUGCAGUGGAUAUUACAGAUGACUCUAGCAUGAUUGUAGGAGGCUUUGCUGACUCUACAGUCAGAGUGUGGUCUGUGACUCCGAAAAAGCUACGUAGUGUGAAAGCAGCAGCAGACCUCAGUCUGAUUGACAAAGAAUCAGAUGAUGUCUUGGAGAGGAUCAUGGAUGAGAAAACUGCAAGUGAGUUGAAGAUUUUGUAUGGUCACAGUGGACCUGUCUAUGGCACCAGCUUCAGUCCCGACAGGAACUACCUGCUGUCCUGUUCUGAGGAUGGUACUGUCAGAUUGUGGAGCCUCCAAACAUUCACGUGUCUGGUGGGAUAUAAAGGACACAACUAUCCAGUAUGGGAUACACAGUUCUCUCCUUACGGGUAUUACUUUGUGUCAGGGGGACAUGACAGAGUGGCUAGGCUGUGGGCGACAGAUCAUUACCAGCCUUUACGGAUAUUUGCUGGCCACCUUGCAGAUGUGACAUGUACUCGAUUUCACCCUAACUCCAACUAUAUUGCCACUGGCUCAGCAGACAGAACUGUACGGCUCUGGGAUGUUUUAAAUGGGAAUUGUGUAAGAAUAUUCACUGGACAUAAGGGUCCGAUUCAUUCGUUGGCAUUUUCUCCUAAUGGACGAUUCCUGGCUACUGGAGCAACAGAUGGCAGAGUUCUGCUGUGGGAUAUUGGACAUGGCUUGAUGGUCGGAGAACUGAAAGGGCACACUGACACCAUCUAUGCGCUCCGAUUCAGUAGGGAUGGGGAGAUUUUAGCAUCAGGUUCAAUGGAUAACACAGUUCGGCUGUGGGAUGCAGUGAAAGCAUUUGAAGAUUUAGAAACGGAUGACUUUACUACAGCCACGGGACACAUAAACUUGCCUGAAAACUCACAGGACUUGUUACUAGGUACAUACAUGACCAAAUCAACUCCAGUUGUACACCUUCAUUUUACACGCAGGAACUUGCUGCUCGCUGCAGGAGCCUACAGUUCACAGUAGAUAAGGAAGACGCGAGACUGGCUGGCUGUGCCAAGUUGUUGCAGCAGUGACCUCAGAAUGUGAGAUGAAGAGAAAUGUCUUGUAUGGGUGGACUUCACCAGUCCAUUGCAGGAAGAAACAAAAUUGUGUAAACUAACUCAAGCAACAUCUCUGUUCUGCUCUCAUAAUUCACAUGUUCUGCUCCCACAGUUUGAAGAUGCUGGAGCUUGACAAGACAUUGUGAAUUUAAAGGAAGGAAUUGUUUUGUGGUGCUUUUGGUAAAUGUAUACGUACGUGUGUAUAUAUAUAUAUAUAUAUGUAUGUAUAUGAAAAUGGCUGUCUCCUCUCAGAGAUGCUAUUGAGCUCUGCUGAAACUUCUGGAAAGUUAACAGCCUUGGUAUUUGUUCUCAAAUGACUUUUUUUAAAGCACUUAAUGUAUGGUUUGGUAACGUUUAACCAGUCUCAAACACAGGUAAAAACUUCAGACUCAGAAAAGAAGAAUGUAGUUUAACUCACUAUAGCCUAGGCUGGACAACGGGUAUGGUGAGGAUAUUACAGCAACAAAUGGGGCAUUGAAAGAAUAAGCCCAACAGGCAGAGGCUUGUGGGGAACUGCAGAGAAGUUACAUGUAGUUUUUAUGCAUCUAAGUACCAAGUCCUGAAAAGAUUUCAAACUUCUAUGCUCUUUUGAGUUAUUAGAAAUGCAGAUCUUGUUAUUCUGUUCUGACAAGUAGCUGCUGCUGUGUGAUAAGCAACACAAGUUGCAAUGUGAAUUCUUUGGAGGGAUGGUUUGGGAGGAAGGGACAACUGACAUGCAUCACCCAAUUUUAAAAACAAUAUACUUAAACCCUCAUGUGUUUUAUUAGAUUUGAAAAGCUUCAAAAUUCAGCAUCCUUUCAGCAUAUAGUUCAAUACAUCACACUGUAAAAACUAGUGGAGGAUCAAGAAAUUGCAGAGCAAAAAGCUUACUCAGUCAUCAGUAUGCUAUCAGUUUGCUUUUGAAAGGCUGGCUUGUCUGCUUGUGUGACAAUUGCCACCCAAAAAAACCCUGCUAUACUCCAGUAAGUCUUGCUGGACAACCAGUAAAGCUCAGAGCUUCUAAGGAAAAGUAAAAGAUACAAAAUACUGGGAGGAUAGAGCGUGUUUUGGGGUCUGUGAAUGGAAAAGGAAAGGCCUCUUAGAAUCUUCUACAAACUACAUACAAGGAAAUCUGUUUGUAUUCCCUGUUACUUGCAGUAAGGGCUCAGGCACUUAAACAAUCUGCUGGCUCUCUACUGAAGAUGCAGAAAACCAAGACUUGACAUUUCUAAGGUAAACAAAGAACUACCUCCUAUCUCAUCCUUUUUCUGACUAAGCCUUGGAGUAAAGGGGCAUUGGGGCAUUAAAUAUCAAAAUAAGGGUAGAAAAUUCAUAAGGAAACUAAUUUGGAAACUUUCUUUAAAGACAAAAGGUUAAAACUAAACUACUAUGGAUUUUAUCUGUAAAGGUACAUCAAAAUUUCCCAGCAAUCAAUAUGACCAGCUGGACUUAAGUAAAAUUGUAGUAAAUUAAGCAAGUUACCUAAAAGCACAUACAGCAUUGAGAGCUUGAAGAAAACACUGCCACAUUCUGCCUUUUUGUUUUGUACAGUUUUAUACUUUUGAUAGUAUAAUAAAUACUGAAACCACA
Lagopus muta (rock ptarmigan) is the source of this 4130-nucleotide messenger RNA. It is a transcript of the gene TAF5, whose product is annotated as TATA-box binding protein associated factor 5. Gene Ontology annotation, cellular component: transcription factor TFIID complex. Bases 124 to 2484 code for a protein of 786 amino acids. Gene Ontology annotation, molecular function: protein binding; RNA polymerase II general transcription initiation factor activity. Gene Ontology annotation, biological process: transcription initiation at RNA polymerase II promoter. Lineage: Eukaryota; Metazoa; Chordata; Aves; Galliformes; Phasianidae. The transcript is spliced from 11 exons. The record is from RefSeq and is a predicted model, not a curated record.